AUGGAGAACAGCGCAGGGGACACUGUACAACAACGCCACGAUGAUACACAAAGUAAUUUAUCCAGCGACAUGGAAGACAUCUGCGUGUUCUGUAUGAUUGCUGAAAACCAAGACAAGGACACAGAAAUUGUUAAACAGGAUUCUGAACUAGUCUGCUUUCGGGACAUUAACCCCGCUGCACCACAUCACUACCUGGUUGUGCCAAAAAAACAUAUAGUGAGCUGCUUUUCUCUCUUUAAGGAGCACGUAAAGCUAGUUGAGAGGAUGGCUGAGAUGGGGAGGGCUGUGUUGCAGGAAAAUGGCAUUGCCAAUCCAAAUGACAUCAGGAUGGGGUUCCACAGACCUCCAUAUAUCUCUGUACCUCACCUCCACCUCCAUGUCCUCGCCCCGACAAGUGAGAUCACUGACGACAUGGCACACAAGUUCACACCAGGCACAAUGAGGUUCGCCACAGAGGAUUUAUUGCGCAGGACCCUGGUCAGUGGAGUGGAUCCAGAUCAUUAUCUGAUGCUUACAUGCAACAGUGGGAGAGGGCUCUCUGAAUGAGGGGCAGCCUGUCUGCGGGGUCAGAGAUGUGAGAAUGGGAGAAUUUAGCGAAAAGGGCUAAAACCAUACUUUUUUAAUGGAUAAGUUGAGUUAUUUAGGGUCCUAAACUCACAAUUAUGAAAACAUAGUAUAGUCUAUCAAAGAUUAUCAAUAAAUUUGUAUAUUAAGA
Oncorhynchus tshawytscha (Chinook salmon) is the source of this 715-nucleotide messenger RNA. RefSeq names its product histidine triad nucleotide-binding protein 3. Gene Ontology annotation, molecular function: catalytic activity. The transcript is spliced from 5 exons. Bases 1 to 546 code for a protein of 181 amino acids. The record is from RefSeq and is a predicted model, not a curated record. Lineage: Eukaryota; Metazoa; Chordata; Actinopteri; Salmoniformes; Salmonidae.